This is a messenger RNA of Ceraceosorus bombacis, 627 nucleotides long. Lineage: Eukaryota; Fungi; Basidiomycota; Exobasidiomycetes; Ceraceosorales; Ceraceosoraceae. The record is from the annotation of a GenBank genome assembly.
AUGUACGACGGAAUAGAUCAACAGAGAGCAACCCCAGCCUACACCCAACGCCAUGUGAUUGACUUUUGGCCUCAUGGACCUGAUCACAGCUUGAUUUUGCUUCAUGCAGUCAUGUGUGCUUGACUGUUGAUCAAGUUUAAUGCGCCUGUUGUCCAAUUCACCUCAACAUCCGUCAUCUGGAUCAUGUGCAGCUGCAUCAAUGAGAUUCUCCGUGACGUUGUGCAAGAAGUUGGCGCUCAACUCUUGGCCAACAUGCUCACUGGCAUUCGAUCAAUUGCUGAUCUAGGCACUGCCAUCUUUGACUGUGGGCAUGUGAGCAACAUAUGUUGGCAAUGGCAAGCAAGACAGGCUCAGCGCUUCAUGGUGGAUCUCUGUGGUACCAUGCGCUCCUCUUCAAUCAUGCUGAGGAGCAGUGAUGAAGUCCUUGUUGACUAUCACUUCUUGGCUGUCCUCACUGCCCAUGAAGGAGUCCUCAAGUACUGGCCAGACUAUGCAAAGGACUGGAACUUGCUCAUGUACCUUUCCAAUGCUGUUUUCCGUGCUGCUGAAGAGCUCCAGAACCGGCAGCUUCUUGGCAAUAGUCUGGAGUUUUGCCUUGCUCAUGCCACAGACACGCAACCGCCUUGA